AUGAAUACGGCUCGUUUUCGAAUUGCAGGCAAUGACUCGAACGCUCAAGACUCGACAUAUGCCGAUGAGACAAACGACAAUGGAUCUAUUGUUAAUGUUGCCUGGACGUACCCCGAUGGUGGUCGACAAGCCUGGGGCUGUGUCCUGGGAUCUUUUUUUCUUAUGUUUCCAUCUUUUGGAUUUGAGGUUGCCCUCGGCACUGUGCAAGACUACAUAGCUACGCAUCAGCUCUCUGACUAUAGUCUCAGCGAUGUUGGGUGGAUCUCAGCUAUUCUCGUUUUUCUAACUCUAUUUCUUGGUGUGCAAGUCGGUCCCUUGUUUGAUCGAUAUGGCCCGAGAUAUUUACUUAUUUUGGGGACAUCGGGAAGCUUUUUAUCAUAUAUUUUACUUGCUCAAUGUACAAGGUACUGGCAGUUUGUGCUCUGUUUAAGUAUACUUGGCGGAGUCUCAUCGGCAAUCGUAACGACAGUCGCAAUCGCGGUACUCAGCCAUUGGUUUCAUCGCCGCCGUGCUCUCGCCAGCGGGAUCUGCAUGGGUGGUAGUAGUGCCGGCGGGGCUAUUAUCCCGCUCCUGUUGAGGUAUACAUUUCCAAACUAUGGAUGGGCUUGGUCAAUGCGUAUAAUCGCUUUCAUUUCUGCAGCCUGUUAUCUUGCUGGCACCAUACUUGUUCGCGGCCGCCUCCCGUUGGUGCGUAGCACGGCUGCUCCUCGGGCUGUGGUAGACGUUCGUGCCUUUGCUUCUGCACGCCUGUCAUUUCUGGCACUCGCAGUAUUCAGUUUCGAGUUCAUUAUAUUUGGCUGUGCUGCUCUUUUGCCAACGUAUAUUCGAUACUCUUCUUCUACUGGAAGUUCAGAAAGCGAGCUGCCAUCUGAUAUGCAAUUCUAUGUUCUGACUGUUUUGAAUAGCAUGUCUUUUCUUGGCCGCACCAUUCCAGGAUUCUUCGCUGAUAAAAUGGGAUGUUUCAACGUCCUAUUACUUCUUGUGAUAACUACCCUAGUCACAAUGGGAGCUAUCUGGGUGCCCGUUGGCUCUCAUUCUUCGGCAUCGGUUCUCUAUGUAAUUGUCGCACUUUUCGGUUUUGGAUCAGGCGGUUGGAUAUCGCUUGCACCCGUCUGUGCGGGUCAAUUAUGUCGUACAGAUGAAUAUGGCCGAUUUUAUGGGACUAUUUAUAUGAUUGCAGCAUUUGGGGUUUUAUUAACAGUACCGAUUGGAGGUGAACUUUUGCAGUACGCAACGCCCCAGAUUUUGAUUGGGUUUUAUGCAGGUAUACUUGUUUUGGGCUUGCUUGGAGUGAUGACAUCGAGAUGGGCGAUAUUGGACUGGAAGUGGAAGUGGAAAGUGAAAGUAUAA
Messenger RNA from Talaromyces proteolyticus, 1350 nucleotides. RefSeq names its product major facilitator superfamily domain-containing protein. Bases 1 to 1350 code for a protein of 449 amino acids. Gene Ontology annotation, cellular component: fungal-type vacuole membrane. Gene Ontology annotation, molecular function: transmembrane transporter activity. Gene Ontology annotation, biological process: transmembrane transport. NCBI's taxonomy places the organism in Eukaryota, Fungi, Ascomycota, Eurotiomycetes, Eurotiales, Trichocomaceae. The record is from RefSeq and is a predicted model, not a curated record. The transcript is spliced from 2 exons.